CACAAGACGGCGAUGUAACACUUGUUACCCAAUUUACAAGAAUGCGUGGUGUUCACGCAAAGCUUACGUGAAGAAGUACGGGACUUGUCAAUGGCCUCCUCAAGGAUACCCCCUGUAACAUUAAGUCUCAAACAGUUUCUGCAGCGACAGAAAGUACUGGGUCUGUACAGAAGCAUGCUAAGGACCAUACGACAAGUGCCAAACGAGCAAGACCGCAAAUACCUGAGGGACUGGGCGAGAGAGGAGUUCAAGAGAAAUAAAGGAGCCACAGAACAGGAUGCCAUUCGUAUGAUGGUCACACAGGCGAACAUGCAUCUUCAGGAUCUACAGAAAUCUCUAGCGCUGGCCAGAAGCUAGCAACACUACAGAGGGACAUUGCAUCAUCAUCAUCACUUCUUACCGUGUUGCAUGGGACUGUGAUCUCAAAACUGACGUUUUGGGAUUUUUUUCUCACCCAGCAUCCUCGAAAGACUUUACGCAACCUGUACGUCAACGUGUAUGCUUACCUCAUUUCACUUUAAUUUACAAGCCUUUCGUUUUGCCUGUUGCUGAUGGCAGCUAGUUUAGUUGGACAGGGUGCUGUUUCUUCAAAUAUUUUAGAAGAACGUGUAAAUAAAAUGUGUAUUAACACGGGAUAUUCUGGGGUGCUGGGGCCCACAAUUCCUUGCGGCACACCUGGGCCGUGUGAAGUGUACAGAAACCUACUGUACGCAGGAUGUGAGAAACAAGAUUGCAGUACGUGGUUGUUUCAAAAUGCAUUUUAUUAAGACAUCCCGAGGUUAUCUAUUUGUGGUUUAACACAAUAAAUUAUACUUAAUUUACAA
Conger conger (European conger) is the source of this 824-nucleotide messenger RNA. It is a transcript of the gene lyrm2, whose product is annotated as LYR motif containing 2. Lineage: Eukaryota; Metazoa; Chordata; Actinopteri; Anguilliformes; Congridae. The transcript is spliced from 3 exons. The coding region runs from base 91 to 357 and encodes 88 amino acids. Gene Ontology annotation, cellular component: mitochondrion. The record is from RefSeq and is a predicted model, not a curated record.